Molecule: messenger RNA, 1793 nt
Organism: Drosophila innubila
Lineage: Eukaryota; Metazoa; Arthropoda; Insecta; Diptera; Drosophilidae
Gene: bwa
Product: alkaline ceramidase
Exons: 5
Coding region: 513-1415 (300 amino acids)
Biological process (GO): ceramide metabolic process
Cellular component (GO): membrane
Molecular function (GO): hydrolase activity, acting on carbon-nitrogen (but not peptide) bonds, in linear amides
Source: RefSeq, a predicted model, not a curated record
AACAAAACGUUCGCCAACGCGAUAGACGUGUUCGCUCCGCGUAUUGUUGUUUUAAUAUUUUGCGUCGAAAUAGCAUAAACUACGCAUGGCGUUGGUCAAUUAAUAAAUAUAACGCACAAGCAACAGAACAAAGAAACAGCAGGCAAUUUAGUUAUUCCUGACUUUCCUAAUAUUUAUAAGAUAUACACACAUCGGAUGUAUUUUCAAGUUGCAUGCAACACAAAAGAAACGUACAUCAUGCAAAAACAGAAAAUCAACAAAAUUCAUUAACAAAGCCACGCAAAUAAAUGUGCAUAUGAAAUUGCAAGCAAGCUAUUAUGCAAACGUCUGCUGAAGACUAAAAACAAAAAAAAAUAAAAAGAGUAGGGGAAAACAACACGAAUGUGCCUUACACAAAUAUAGAGCAGAAAUCAAAUCUAAUCGAUUAUAGAACCGUGAUUAAGUCGCUCCAACGUGAGCACCUAGUGUUCAAAUAAUUAAUACAUUUAUAUUAACUUUAAAAAAGGAUCAACAUGGACUCUGGCAAUGUGAUGGACAUUUAUGCUAUUUAUUUAUUUCGACCCGGAAGUUCGCCCGUUGAUUGGUGUGAGGGCAAUUAUUUAAUUUCAUCAAAUAUUGCUGAGUUCGUCAACACGUUUAGCAACUUUUUAUUUAUUUUACUGCCGCCAGUAUUAAUAAUGCUAUUCAAGGAGUACGGUCGCUUUGUAACUCCCGGAAUCCAUUUGCUAUGGGUUCUACUGAUUGUUGUUGGUCUGAGCUCGAUGUAUUUCCAUGCGACACUUAGUUUAUUGGGUCAACUACUCGAUGAGCUGGCUAUAUUAUGGGUCUUUAUAGCCGCAUUCUCACUAUUCUAUCCCAAGCGUUACUAUCCAAAGUUUGUGAAGAAUGAUCGGAGAACUUUCAGUUGGCUCAUGUUACUGUCGGCCAUUAUCGCAACAGGUUUGAGCUGGUGGAAGCCAAUCGUUAAUGCCUUUGUGCUCAUGCUUAUGAGCGUACCGACAAUGAUAAUGCUCUACACUGAACUUCAACGAGUGCGGGAUCAGCGUGUUUAUCGUCUGGGAUUGCGGACGACAACUGUUUGGGGCGUGGCAGUUUUUUGUUGGAUCAACGAUCGUAUGUUUUGCGAGGCCUGGUCUGCAAUCAACUUUCCAUAUCUGCACGGAUUUUGGCAUAUAUUGAUUUUUAUUGCUGCUUACACAGUGCUGGUGCUGUUUGCAUAUUUCUAUGUGGAAUCAGAGCUACCACAACGACAGCCGUUGCUCAAGUAUUGGCCAAAGAAUGAAUUUGAGUUUGGCAUACCAUUCAUAUCGAUAAGAAAUCCAGAUUCGAAAGAUUGGCACAUCUACUGCAGCUUGUUCAUGCAGGAUUACAACAACGGGAAAAGCCUCUACACGGAAGGUUCUAAAAUAAUUUAGACAAUCCCUAUGCCUAUCCCAAUGCCCUAUACAAUAACAAAUGACAUUGACAAUGUAUUGUGUAGAGUGCUAAGCAUAGACAAAGUGAUAUUUAAAUUAGUGUUACUACUAAUGCCUAAAUAAUUUAAAAUAUAUGCAAAUAUACUUAUGAAAUAAAUUAUACAAUCUUCAACAGCAACUAAAUAGCUUACCCGGUACAAAUUUCAAUAACAAAUCAAAAUUUAUUACCUGCCAUUUAGAAGUUGCAACAACUUAAUAAAUAUUACUUUAAAGAAAUGCAAGUAAUGUACUGAGUUAAUAAAGCAAACGAAUUGUUGACAAAUUCAAAAUGUUUACAUAAUAAAAUCUGGUGGAAAAUAAAUGCAGUUUGUUUAUAUA